This is a messenger RNA of Telopea speciosissima, 2782 nucleotides long. RefSeq names its product BEL1-like homeodomain protein 1. The record is from RefSeq and is a predicted model, not a curated record. Lineage: Eukaryota; Viridiplantae; Streptophyta; Magnoliopsida; Proteales; Proteaceae. The transcript has 5 exons. Gene Ontology annotation, biological process: regulation of transcription by RNA polymerase II. The coding region runs from base 85 to 2388 and encodes 767 amino acids. Gene Ontology annotation, molecular function: RNA polymerase II cis-regulatory region sequence-specific DNA binding; DNA-binding transcription factor activity, RNA polymerase II-specific.
AGUGAGAAAGAUUGUAGAUUGGUGGUGGUCUAAGCCUAACGUAGUCCCUUUUCAGCAAAUAUAAGAAGAUCUAUUUUCAAAUCGAUGGCGACGUACUUUCAUGGAACUUCGGAAAUCCAAGCUGACGGGUUACAGACGCUUUAUCUGAUGAACCCUGGCUAUGUCGGAUACCCUGACGCACAACCCCCAACCAACAUGGUUUUCCUCAAUUCCGCCGGAAAUACCUUGAACUCUGCAAACCUCUCUCAUCCACCACAACCCCAGCAGAGCCAGCACUUGGUCGGAAUCCCACUUCAGUCCGCCUCCGUUGCCGCGGCAGCCGCCACUUCCGCAGCGUCGCAAGACCCCGGCCGCCAAUCGGUGCAUGCCCACCACGAGAUGUCGCUCAUUCAUGGCUUUGUCCCUCGCGUUCACUACAAUCUAUGGACGUCCAUGGACCCGACGGCGGGAGCCACCGGAGGCCAGCAAACCACCCAACAGCACCAUAUUCCGACGUCAGUUGCAAACAAUUCGGUCAGUAGCGGUGUCACCGACGUUUCCUCGCAAUUGGGUCUUCGUCGGUCGAUCAUGCCGCCGUCUCAACAAGGGCUGUCUCUGAGCCUCUCGCCGCAGCAGUCAGUUUAUGGGUCUUACCGUCCGGAGUCUGAUAUUCCGGUCACAGGCCAAGCCUCAGCGAUAUCUCCGACAAACGGCAACGACAUGAGGAUGUCAGGCGGCGGCGGCUCAUCUCCGUCUGCGUCGGUGGUGCCCAAUGGGAUUUCUGGUAUGCAGAGUGUUCUGUUGGGUUCCAAGUACUUGAAGGCCGCCCAACAGCUGCUCGAUGAAGUCGUUAAUGUCGGGAAUGGAAUAAAGAAUGAAUUUUCAAAGGGGGUUAAAGAGCAGGAUAAAAUAAACAGAGAGUCUACUACUGCCACCGGAGAAGGUUCAAGCGGUGCUGGAGGUGAAACAAGCACAAAGCGUGGAGCAGAGCUCACAACUGCAGAGAGACAGGAGCUUCAGAUGAAGAAGGCUAAGCUUGUUAGUAUGCUUGAUGAGGUGGAACAAAGAUACAGGCAAUAUCAUCACCAAAUGCAGAUAGUAGUUUCUUCAUUUGAACAAGCAGCAGGGUUCGGUUCUGCGAAAACAUAUACAGCCCUUGCUCUGCAGACGAUCUCAAAGCAAUUCAGGUGUCUGAAAGAUGCAAUUUCAGCUCAAAUCAGAGCUACAAGCAAGAGCUUAGGUGAAGAAGAGUGCUUAGGAGGGAAAACUGAAGGUUCUAGACUAAGGUUCGUUGAUCAUCAACUUCGACAACAACGGGCACUUCAACAGCUAGGAAUGAUGCAACACAAUGCUUGGAGACCUCAGAGAGGAUUGCCGGAAAGAUCUGUUUCUGUUCUUCGUGCCUGGCUAUUCGAGCACUUCCUUCACCCAUAUCCCAAGGAUUCAGACAAACACAUGCUUGCAAAGCAAACAGGGCUUACUAGGAGCCAGGUCUCCAACUGGUUCAUAAAUGCUCGAGUUCGUCUAUGGAAGCCAAUGGUUGAAGAAAUGUAUCUGGAGGAAAUCAAAGAACAUGAACAGAAUGGAGGGUCAUCAGAGGAGAAAACAAGUAAAAGUGAACUCAAUGAAGAGUCAUCUGUGUCUAAAUUAACUGCUCAGCAAGAGAACAGUACUCCAGUUAGAGCAGACCGCAACAAAAAUCUCAAGUUAAAUAUUGAAGGCAAUCCAACUCAUGCCAACCCAAAUAAUUCUCCAUUAUCUGCUGCAAUUUCGAGUCCUUCAACAUCGACAAUGGGUGGAAACAUCCAAGCCCAAUGUGGAUUCUCCCUUAUCGGGUCACCAUCUUCGGAUGUGGGAGCAGCAGGGCUCAUGCAAGGAAGUCCCAAGAAGUCCAGGACAAACAACUUGCAGAAUUCACAGAGUAGCUUUGCAUCCAUGGACAUGGACGUGAAGCCUGCAGGGGAGAAUAACAACAGAGAUUUCAGUGCGAAAUUCGGUGAUGAAAGACAGAGCAGAGAUGGUUACUCAUUAUUAAUGGGAGGAACAAGUCAUGGAGGAGGAGGAGGAUUUGGUGGAUAUUCAAUUGGGGAGCUUGGGAGGUUUGAUCCUGAGCAAUUCCCACCACCUAGGUUCUCUGGCAAUGGAGUUUCACUUACUCUUGGUCUUCCCCAUUGUGAAAACCUCUCUCUCUCAGGAACUCAUCAUCAACAGACCUACCUACCAAACCAGAACAAUAUUCAACUGGGAAGGAGACUCGAGAUGGCGGGGAAUACUGGAGAACCUAAUAAUGAUUUCUGUGGGAUAAACACUACUACUCCAACUUCUCAUUCCACUGCCACUUAUGAGAGCAUCAACCUUCAGAACAGAAAGAGGUUUGCAGCACAGUUGUUACCGGAUUUCGUGGCCUGAUCAGUAGAUGUGUUCUUUGAGGAUUUGGGUAAGCUUGUAGGGUUUCCAAUCCAAAUCAUUGGAUCAGGGGAAGACAGAGAAGGAGACCGAGGAGAUAAAUGUGACACAGUACUCUCCCUCUCCUCCUCUUGCCUUCUUUUCUGAGGAAGAGAGGAUUAAUUUUAAGCCUAGUUAGUGUAAAGAAAGAAGGAAAGUUACUUUUAGUAGUACAGCUAGAUUUAUACUUCAGGAGAUCCAUUUGUGUUUCUUGAUAGUGUAGGAGCUCAGAUCUUAUGGUUGGGGAUUGUAUAUCAAAUUUAUACCUUUUGGAGAUAUGUAGAUGUCUUAAAUUAAUAUGCAAAUCAGUUAUUGGGUAUACAAAUAUAUGUUUGUAGACUUUAUAUAUGUUGAUUCA